Messenger RNA from Suillus subalutaceus, 1206 nucleotides. RefSeq lists its product as uncharacterized. The coding region runs from base 164 to 1054 and encodes 296 amino acids. NCBI's taxonomy places the organism in Eukaryota, Fungi, Basidiomycota, Agaricomycetes, Boletales, Suillaceae. The transcript is spliced from 5 exons. The record is from RefSeq and is a predicted model, not a curated record.
GUUCCUUGAAGUUUUGAUCAAAAAAAUGCCCGUUGCCGGACUGAAGUGCCGGUUAACGGUUGAGUUUGCAAUUCGGUGUUGGUGAUGUCGUGGUGACCUGGCAAAACAAUCAGGCAAUGUUUAACAUUGUUGUAACACCGACGUCCUCGCAUAUCCACAUAAAAUGUCUUCCAGUCCUUUCGUAGAAUGGUUACUCAUUCACUACGCAUCGACUAAGAGCCAAUCGCCAAACGAAGGUCGCAGACGAUGGAAGCUCCGGGUUGCACAAAAAUUCUGGUCCUCGGGCGAGAAAACGUUAUCAUCUAACACUGCUGGCGGUACUGAUGACAAUGCGGAUUUUCACAUGGAUGUUGAUCCUUUUGACGAAGCGUCGACUAGCAGAGAAGAGCUGGGAAUCCUUUUGCGGACUGAUUUUUCCGAUGAGGCUGCUUGGCUGGCUUUCUGCAGUCGAUUGGAAGAAGGAGAGAAGGAGUUUACAGCCAGUCCUUUGGAAGAUGUCACGAUGAUGGACGAUCAACCUGAGCCCAACAAAGCAAGUCCGAAUGGCACCGCUGCAACUACCACAGCAGAAGAUGACAGCGAUGAAUCUGAUGAUGAGAACUCGCUCAGUGCAAUCUUUCACGUCGUCAAUCCAUCUCUACCCCAGGAACGUGCUCUGUUAACCAACAUCUCAAAUCUGGCUGCGCUUCGCCUUUUUAAUGAUGUGGAUGUCCGACAAGCUCCCACUCCUCCACCAGAUACCAAACGCAUCAGGCCCCCAAACAGAUUAGUUGACUCAAGUGGCUGGCAGGAGGUCUAUGUGGGAAAAAACCUAUGGAUAUACGACGCGAAGUCCAACAGUGAUCAAUGCGUGCGGGUGGUCAGUCAGACCAGCUCGGACAUGUAUGGAACAGCAACGGCUGAUAGCUGGAGAGCUAGGGUAUCUCACAUCUGCGAAUUGCAAGUAAACUUGUCUUCUGGCGCGAUGAAGAUUGACUUCGGAGGCCUGGAUCGCUGGGAUUACGCGGAACGUCAACGAAACGUGCAGGAAGCUGAGACUCCAGGAGUUUUGUGAAUGUUCAUUAAGUCAUAGAUUUUACCAGGAAUUGAGAGAUGCAAUGUUUUUUUUUGGAGGUGCAAGCAGCCAGCUACAGUAAACACGAUGCAUAGGGUAAAACGUCAAGGUGUCCUCCGCCACGCAAUUUCCCCGGAGGAUUUUAAGAAGUG